Molecule: messenger RNA, 1680 nt
Organism: Capronia coronata CBS 617.96
Lineage: Eukaryota; Fungi; Ascomycota; Eurotiomycetes; Chaetothyriales; Herpotrichiellaceae
Exons: 2
Coding region: 1-1680 (559 amino acids)
Biological process (GO): transmembrane transport
Cellular component (GO): fungal-type vacuole membrane
Molecular function (GO): transmembrane transporter activity
Source: RefSeq, a predicted model, not a curated record
AUGUCGCUCACACGAGUCGCGUCCGUCGAUGGCCUCGAACGAGAGCGCAGAGGCUCCAGUGUCUCUUCACCUCGGAGAAUGAGCUUCAAUCCCAUGUCUGACUGGGCACCUCCUACCGACCGAAGGCCAAGUCUCGUCCAGGCCGCUCUUGAGUUCGAGGAAGUCUCCAAACAAAAGCGCAUAGUCCAGGUUGUAGUCGCCAUCAUCUACUGCCUUUUCGCUGCCGGUGUCGUCUUCGGCUAUGCGGCCAUCAAGCCGGUCCUGAUCGAUGAAGGCGUCUUCAAGGGCCUGUGCACACCAGAAGAGGUAGAAAAGAAUGUGUCGCCGUGUUACCAGCAAGAGAUCCGGCUGAACUUCAUGUUCACUGUGGCAGCGGUCUCGACAAAUGUCGCAGCGUUGCCGAUUGGGACAAUUCUCGACCGAUACGGUCCUCGAGCCUGCGGUGUCAUUGGGAGCAUCUUCCUGGCCACGGGGGCCUUACUCUUCUCCUUUGCCUCCAAGGUCAAAGCUGACCUCUUCACACCCGGCUACUUCUUCCUCGCCUUGGGCGGUCCUUUUAUCUUUAUCUCGUCCUUCCAACUCUCCAACACCUUUCCCCAAAACUCGGGUCUGAUCCUUGCUCUGUUGACCGGUGCCUUUGACUCUUCGUCCGCCUUAUUUCUUGUCUUUCGGCUGGUUUAUGAGGCAACAAACGGAAAGCUCAACACACACCGUCUCUUCCUCAUUUAUCUGGUUGUCCCUGUCUUCAUAUUCCUGGUCCAAAUCUUCGUGAUGCCCAACGAAUCUUACAAAACCGUGAGUGAAGUUGUCAAGGACGCCGAAGAGGAAAUAAAUGCUCCCACGCCCCCCGAGCUAUCAGAAGAGGAGCGACGUGCCUAUAGGGAUAGGCGAGCGAGCACCAUCACUGAAGUCAAUCUCUUGCUGGACAAGUCUACCAAUACAAAGCGGGCCAAACGGGAGGAAUCGAAGAACAGCAAGUCCGGUGUCUGGGGUGCCUUGCAUGGCUACACGGCGAUGGAACAAAUAAAAUCACCCUGGUUCCUGCUCAUCACUCUCUUCACUGUGAUUCAAAUGACCCGCAUCAACUACUUUGUUGCCACUAUCCGGCCCCAGGAGACAUACCUGCUUGGGUCGGCACGGAAAGCGAAGACUGUGAAUGACUUUUUUGAUGUGGCCCUCCCUCUCGGGGGAGUACUCAGCAUCCCCUUCAUCGGCACGCUGCUGGAUCACACGUCAACCCCCUUCGCUUUGGGAUUCUUGGUGGUUGUAGCGACCAUCAUCGGUAUACUGGGUUGCCUCCCAUACAUGUGGGCCGCCAUUGCCAAUGUGUGCGUUUUUGUCGUCUACCGUCCCUUCUACUACACCACCGUCUCGGAUUACUCUGCCAAGGUCUUCGGGUUCCAGACGUUCGGAAAAGUCUACGGCCUUAUUAUCUGCUUGGCCGGCCUCUUCAACUUCCUCCAGUCUCCGCUCGACGCCAUGACACACGUGGUGUUCAACGGCAACCCAAUCCCUGUCAACGUCAUCCUUAUGGGCAUUGCUGUCGUCGUGGGCACAGCUCUGGUGGUGUUCACCUACAUCAAGAGCCGCAGCAUGAAGCGCGAACAACUCGAGGUGGAAGCAGAGGGUGCAUCGGAGUCGCUGAUGCCUGGCGCCAAUGGAACCUCUUAUGGUACAUAA